Molecule: messenger RNA, 294 nt
Organism: Mesorhabditis belari
Lineage: Eukaryota; Metazoa; Nematoda; Chromadorea; Rhabditida; Rhabditidae
Source: the annotation of a GenBank genome assembly
AUGAAGUCGAUCACCCCGUUUCUUUCCCUUUUGGCCUUUCUCCUCCUCUCCGCACAAGCAUACGAAGUGCUCCUCUGUGAACAGCAACCCGAGUUGUGCAAUUUGCUCGCCGUCGAACGCGAUUCCCGACUCCCGAUCUCUGAUGUGCCAAAGCAUGCUGAGAAACGAGCCUAUGACUUUGUGCGUUUCGGACGCUCUGACCCAGCAAUUGGCAAGGAAAAGAAAAACUCCUACGAUUACAUUCGCUUCGGCAAGCGAUCUGCUGGAUUGUUGGCUGAGGAUUUGGUGAAAUUU